CCACGUUGCAGAGAUUUAAAAGAACAUUUAAGAAGGUUGCAGCAACAGUCUGAUUCACGGCGUAGAGCUGCUGUAAUGGAAAUGAUGAGGCAGAGAGCUGCAGAAGUUGCUAACAAUGCUGGAUGAGCAUUUUGUACUUGUAAAUAUGUGGCACUUUUAAGAAAGCUCUAGACAGUUAUACAUUAGUUUCACCAAUGCUCCGACAGCAGUGAUUGUUUUUGUGAAUGGAAUACAUAGGGUACAUGUAGCCUUGCAGGUUCGCUUGUUCAUCUCAACAGGAUUGUCCCAGAGAAGAUCUGAGUUCAGCCAUUUAGUGCUGCUGUCCUCUUCUGCAAAGGACUAACCAGGUCCGGCGGGAUAUUUGGUGGUGUCUGUUUUUGUGGGCGGAUUUGGUAAUUCUUUCAUUUUGUCAAGUUACUUGUUUUAUGUCAGGUGCCAUCCUUCGGUGGCGGGUGUACUAUAGUCCUAAAUAGGUCUCAAAUUUCUUGCAAAUCUUUGUGGGGGAAUGAGGGAUGGCAUCGACUCGAUUUUAGUUAACAUUUUUAAAGAUUCACCGCAUUUUGUAGAAUCUUUUAUUUAAAGAUGAAAGUAAAUAAUUAGAAUCUUCGCAUA
This is a messenger RNA of Cajanus cajan (pigeon pea), 612 nucleotides long. The record is from RefSeq and is a predicted model, not a curated record. Lineage: Eukaryota; Viridiplantae; Streptophyta; Magnoliopsida; Fabales; Fabaceae.